AUGAACGAGGGAGACUUGCACACUGGCUACGAGCAGGCUGAUGAUGUGGAGAUGCAAUCGAAAGGACGCAGCUAUAGUAUUAAGAAGACCUUUAAGGAGAGUCCACCUGAUGACGCAGAUGGUGGCGGUGGGACUCACUGUCAUUCUGGACCAAAUGAAGAAGGAAUUGACAAAGUUGCGAGGAGGAAACUUCUAAUUGCUAGUGCACUAUGCCUCAUCUUCAUGAUUGGUGAAGCUACUGGUGGCGCUCUCGCCGGCAGUUUGGCAAUCAUGACGGAUGCGGCUCAUCUUCUGACCGAUUUUGCCAGCUUCCUCAUCAGUCUUUUUGCCAUAUUUCUGUCUGGACGACCGGCGACGCGAAUGAUGAGUUUUGGUUGGUAUCGUGCUGAAGUCGUUGGUGCUCUUGUCUCAGUUUUAAUGAUUUGGCUAGUAACAGGCAUUCUUGUCUAUCUUGCUAUAAUGCGAGUGAUUCAUCAACACUAUGAAAUCGACGGAAUGGUUAUGCUCAUUACCUCUGCCAUCGGCGUUGCUGUAAAUAUGGUAAUGGCUGCAACCCUCCACCAACAUGGACACGAUCACGGAGGCAGGAGUCACAGCCACAAUCACGAAUCCGGUUCCCACAUCCAUAGCCACGGCUUUGUUUCCAAAAUGAAGAAAAAAAUAUCGAGCAUAAAGUUCUUACGCUCGGAUGACGUUGAGCUUGUCAACGAUCCAACCGGUGAUGUAUCUACAGCUAUCUGUGAGGGUGGGGAGUUCAAACAGGGCUUACAAAAGCCCUACACUACUGAUCACCCCCACGGACACCACUCUCAUAAAUACUCGGUGAAAGAGGAGACGACUGUUGAGGAGCAGGAGAAAGAAAACAUCAACGUUCGUGCAGCUUUCAUUCAUGUGAUUGGUGACCUUCUACAAAGUCUUGGAGUUAUGAUCGCUGCUUUUGUCAUCUACUUCCGGCCGGAGUACAAGAUAGCCGAUCCCAUAUGCACCUUCAUCUUCUCAGUACUGGUUCUGCUGACCACUGUCAAUAUACUAAAGGACGCGAUGAACAUCCUGAUGGAGGGCGUGCCGAAGAGCCUUAACUUUGCCGAAGUGCGCUCAGCACUGCAGGCCAUUCCAGGUAUUGUGGAGGUGCAUAACCUACGUAUGUGGAGCCUUACCACGAGUAAGACUGCUGUUUCGGUCCACCUUGCCACGGGUAAUAUUAAAUCUGCCCAGGAACAGUUGGUUCGCGCCAAUCGAAUAUUGCGUCGUCGAUUCCUGGUUCACGAGGUUACCAUUCAAAUGGAGCAGGAGUCUCGGGACGCUGCAUUGGUGGCAGCGGAAAGCGAACCCGAUCUUGAAAGACAUGUAUCCUGA
This is a messenger RNA of Echinococcus granulosus, 1356 nucleotides long. RefSeq names its product putative zinc transporter protein. Gene Ontology annotation, molecular function: zinc ion transmembrane transporter activity. The record is from RefSeq and is a predicted model, not a curated record. The transcript has 9 exons. Gene Ontology annotation, biological process: response to zinc ion; zinc ion transmembrane transport. Bases 1 to 1356 code for a protein of 451 amino acids. Lineage: Eukaryota; Metazoa; Platyhelminthes; Cestoda; Cyclophyllidea; Taeniidae. Gene Ontology annotation, cellular component: plasma membrane.